AUGGAUCAAAUUAAAGUCGAAAAUAUUCAAGAAGCGGACGUUGAAAUUGAUUCCAUUUCAAGUUCAGCUGAGACGGUUUCAAAUUCGAUUUCAAAGAAAAUAUUCGAGGAUAGCAAUCUCACUUUGAUACAGAACGAAGAACGAACGACACAGAGAACGGAAUUAAUAAAAAGUUCCGCGAAUGGGUCAAGUUCUGUCAAAAAUCCCGUUUAUCUCGAAUGGCAUGGCGUAAAUUAUUCGAUAUCAAAUCAAAACGAAAAUAAAAAAUUUUGGUCACACGGCUCGGAAAAUGAAAAAUCCGAUAUAGAAAUCGGUAAUAAUUUUCAAUCAAUUAUAGAGAACAUUCACGGUUGUGCCAAUCCAGGCGAAAUUCUCGCAAUUAUGGGACCUUCCGGUUGUGGAAAAACCACGUUAUUAAAUCUUCUUGGAGAUCGGGUGGGAAGCAAAGGGGUUCAGGGAACGAUAAAUAUGAAUGGUCAUAAACCAACAAAGAAUUCAAAGAGGUUUGUCGCAUAUUGUACUCAAGAUGACAUAUUUUUCCCUCAGUUGACCGUACGAGACACCCUUGGUUACACCGCUCGAUUGCGUCUUCCACGUUCAAUGUCACGACAAGAUAAAUUAAAGCAAGUCGAAAAUGCUAUGCAAUUAUUGCAUUUGACAAAGGUUGCUGAUUCAAAGAUCGGAGACCACCGAGUUCGUGGCGUCUCAGGAGGAGAGAGAAAGCGAGUUAGCAUUGCAUCUGAACUAUUAACGGAUCCAAGUGUCAUUUUACUAGAUGAACCAACGUCUGGUCUAGAACUAGCCGUUAAACAAAGAAAAACCAUUGUUAUGGUUAUUCAUCAGCCUUCAUCUCAAGUAUUUGACGUUUUCGAUAAAUUAAUGUUAAUGGCCGAUGGACAUAUGGUUUACUUUGGAGAAAGAGCUGGUAUUGUGAAUUAUCUUACUAAUCAAGGUCACAAAUGCCAUCCAAACUUCAAUCCUGCCGAUUAUAUACUGGAACUUUUGAACAAUAAUGACAUCAAGAAGAAAUUAAUUAAUGCAUACGCAAACCAAGUUAAAGAUGAUCCAACUGGAAAACAAAUCGUCGAAAAAUAUUCUCAUAGGGCAAAUAAUGUUUAUAAAUCAACAGAUGAUAACAUAAUAAAUGCUCCUGUCAAAAGUGAACAUCGUUGGGAGGCUACAUUCUUGCAACAACUUUCAAUUCUAACCGAAAGAACCUUCAAACAAAGGAAAGAAGAACAUAUAGCUGAUCGUGUUGGGAAUCUCUUCUUUACAAGUGUAUUUUGGUCAUUUCAUCCAUUAAUGUCAGCUUUAUCUGCUUUUGCAUUAGAUUUAGAUAUGCUGUCAAAAGAACGUCAAUCACGUUCUUAUCGUUUAUUAUCAUACUUUUUAUCAAAGCAAAUAGCUGAAUUGCCUUUAAGUUUAGCCCAUCCUGCAGCGUUUACCAUUAUAGUUUAUUGGGUUACUGGUUUAUUACCAGAUUUUGGUAGAUUCGUAGCUCACUUAUUUGUAAUUUUACUUUCCACGUUAACGGCUCAAAGUUUUGGUUAUUUCUUUGGAGCCACUUUGUUAAAUGUACAAAAAAGCAUGAGUGUCAGUACGGUAUUUAUGCUUUCGACCAUGUUAUUAGGUGGUUUUUACGUGAAAAAUUUACCAUUUUUUUUGAUUUGGUUAAAAUACUUUUCAUUCUCAAAAUAUUCAUAUGGUUUGAUCAUGCAAAUUCAAUUUGAAACACCGAAAGCGAUAUUUGAAUGUGCUUCGCCAUCAUCAACAUUAUUACAAGCAAGUUUAUGUAAAACCGAAAAUUUACAAACCAAUUAUAUUCCCGGUAGUAUGAUAUUGGAGAGUGAAAAGUUAAAUGACGUACCUUGGUUUGCUAAUUUAUUGAUUUUAUUCGGAUUUUGUAUUCUUAUGCGCGUUUUGGCAUAUUUUUCUUUACAAAAGAACACUAAAAGGAGAAAACGAUAA
This is a messenger RNA of Funneliformis mosseae, 1968 nucleotides long. The record is from the annotation of a GenBank genome assembly. NCBI's taxonomy places the organism in Eukaryota, Fungi, Glomeromycota, Glomeromycetes, Glomerales, Glomeraceae.